AUGACUACCUUCGGGUAUGCUAGUGCUGGCCUCUGUUGCUUUGGCGUUGUCGCCGCUUUGUUCGCUGUUGGAAAUAUCAUUAGCGAUAUUAACGAACUCCGUGAUGAGGUAGAAAACAGAAUGGAUGAGUUCAAAGUUAUGGUUGAUGACACCUGGGACCGUCUCUUAAUCCUCCAAAGCCCAAGUGGAAAGUCUGAGAACGCAAUGCCAAGCAUCUUCAGAAAGAAGAGAUACGUCUACCCUGGAAUGUGCAAUUGUAACGCUAACAGCAAUGGAUGCCCAGCUGGACCAGCUGGACCACCAGGACCUCCAGGACCACGAGGAGAAGAAGGACUUUCUGGAGACGAUGGAAAGCCAGGAGCAAGUGGAAUUUCCCUUUUGGCUACUCAUGAUCUUCCUGGUGGUUGCAUCAAAUGCCCACCUGGACCAGCUGGACCCCAAGGAGCUCCUGGAUCUUCAGGACCACAAGGAUUCCCUGGAUCACCAGGAAAAGCUGGACCAGCCGGAGAUGAUGGAGAGACUGGACCACAGGGACCAAUUGGCGACCAAGGACCAAAAGGAAAUCCAGGCUUUGAUGGACCAACUGGACCAGAUGGACUCCCAGGAACCGUAUCCUUCCCAGGAGCCCCAGGACAACCAGGAGAGCCAGGAUGGCCAGGAGAGCCAGGUCUUCCAGGUCUCGCUGGAGAGCCAGGACUCGACGGAGCUGAUGGACCACAAGGACCACCAGGAAAUGCUGGAACUCCAGGACAUGAUGGAUUUGCUGGACUUCCAGGAGGAUUGGGACUACCAGGAAAACCAGGAGCUGAUGCUAACUAUUGCCCAUGUCCACAGAGACAAGAUUCUGGACCAUCUUCUCCAGCUGUUGUUGGAAAUGACGGAAACAAUGGAGGUUACAGAAACAGAAGAGUCUAA
Messenger RNA from Auanema sp. JU1783, 915 nucleotides. The record is from the annotation of a GenBank genome assembly. NCBI's taxonomy places the organism in Eukaryota, Metazoa, Nematoda, Chromadorea, Rhabditida, Rhabditidae.